Cydia fagiglandana is the source of this 2844-nucleotide messenger RNA. RefSeq names its product very long chain fatty acid elongase AAEL008004-like. Lineage: Eukaryota; Metazoa; Arthropoda; Insecta; Lepidoptera; Tortricidae. Gene Ontology annotation, cellular component: endoplasmic reticulum membrane. Gene Ontology annotation, molecular function: fatty acid elongase activity. Bases 158 to 1096 code for a protein of 312 amino acids. The transcript is spliced from 7 exons. The record is from RefSeq and is a predicted model, not a curated record. Gene Ontology annotation, biological process: sphingolipid biosynthetic process; fatty acid elongation, polyunsaturated fatty acid; fatty acid elongation, monounsaturated fatty acid.
CGCAGCAUUUUGAUUGGAUCCCGUGCGUUGAUCGCUCGCUUCUGGCUGAAUUUUAUGUUUUUUUUAAUUUGUUUUCGAAUAUUUCGUUUUCGGCCAGUGCCUGUGUUGUGUGAGUGAGUGAAAUUUUAUUGGAGUGUGUUGUGACAUAUUUUCAAAAAUGAAUGGGGUUGCCAAUCCUCCAUUCAACAUGUCUAUCAUAGACUCGUACAAACGAUUUAUGGAGCGAAACAGCGACCCUCGGACAGAAGAAUGGACGCUAAUGUCAGGCCCCGGACCUCUACUGACCAUCUUGGCCACAUACGUGUACUUCUGCACGUCAGUGGGCCCUCGCUAUAUGAGGGACCGCAAACCGUAUGACCUCAAAAACACCAUAGUCGUGUACAAUGUGUCACAAGUGCUGAUGUCUAUAUUCCUGGUUUAUGAGGGUUUAGUAGCCGGAUGGUGGAAUGACUACAACUUCUCUUGCCAACCAGUGGACUAUUCGGAUUCGCCAAAAGCAAAAAGGAUGGCAGCAGCAGUAUGGUGGUACUUCAUGGCAAAGAUCAUCGAACUUUUGGAUACCAUUUUCUUCGUGUUGAGGAAAAAAAAUCGGCAGAUUUCCUUCUUGCACCUGUACCAUCACUUCAUGAUGCCCAUUUGUGCCUGGAUUGGGGUGAAAUUCUUGCCAGGAGGCCACGGGACGCUCUUAGGCGUCAUCAAUUCCUUCAUCCACAUCAUCAUGUACACCUACUACCUGAUUUCGGGGCUGGGCCCGCAGUACCAGAAGUACCUGUGGUGGAAAAAGCAUGUUACUACACUGCAAUUGAUCCAGUUCUGCAUUAUUUUCUACCACAAUUUCUCAGUCAUGUUCAGCGAUUGCAACUACCCGAAGGGUAUCAACUUCUUGCUCUCGUUAAAUGCUGGACUUUUCUUAUACAUGUUCGGAAACUUUUAUUAUCAUAACUACAUUAAAAUAAACAGAAAACCUAUUCAAAACGGAGAUGUCAAAAAAGAAGUUAAAAAUGUAGAUAGCAAUGUUAAUGGGAAUGUUAAAUCAAGUAAAGUAAAUGAAGUAGAUACAAAAACAAAUGUUAACGAAGGAAAAAAAGAUUGUUAGCGAAAAGACUUAUUUAACUAAGGAUACAAAGCCUGAUUCGAGUUUUAAUAUAGGUACGUCAAAAACUUGCUAAAGAUACGAAAUACAUCGGAUAUGGGGCCUUAUUCGACAAGCGACGUUUGACGUAUCGUGUUGAACUUCCGUUGAAUCUGAACAAUCCUGUGUCAAAAUUUGACAUUAGCAAUCCACAGUUAGGUGACAACCAGACCAAACCAUUAUAAACCUUAAAGUAUUAAUAAAACAAAGUUGAUAUUUGUUGAAUUAUUGGUUGUGCCAAAGGAUUAUUAUCCGCACUUGAUGAACAUGCGAUUCAUUCAACUGUUGAAUUGAAGUGGACGCGAAAUCUGACAGUUGUACAUGUCGAAUAGGGGCCCCUAUGUCAUUAUAAAAAGAAACGUAUUUUCAAACAAAGACAUCAAUUUUGACACUAUAUUUAGCAAAUUUUUGACGUAUCUGAAAUUUCGAAUCAGGCCGACAGUUUGUGAUGUUAUGUGAAUCUUACUUCGUUUUAUUACUUAGAAACUUAGACUAAUAAAGUUAAGCUACAAGGCGAUGGUUGAUAUCUAAAUGAAUUGUACAGUCAGUUAUUAUAUGAUUUGAAUACCCCAUUUAUAUUGUAAAGAGGUUUAAUUUUAGACAAUUUUAUCUUGUGAUGUUUGAAAUAUAUGCUAAGUUUAAGUGUAAGUAUAUUCUUAGUUUAAUUUUAUUUUACUUACUACCAACGAUUUGCUCAAUUUAUAUAUAUGACAUCGAAAUUAUUUAUUUAAAAAUUGUGUUGUCUUAUUUGUUUGAUAAUAAUAAUCAAGUAUAACUAUUUGGAAAAAUAAAAUUAAAGACAAAAUAUUAAAUUUUGAAUUUGAAAAAAUUAUAGGUAUAAAGCACAAUGCGAAGUUUUUGUAAAAUAUACUUAUUAUACGUAUUACUCUACUAGUAUUUUUUGUAUGACAAGAAAACUAUUUUAACUGAGACAGAACUAUUUGUAAUUUUCCAAUCCUACCAUCAUGUUUUACUUUUAUAAGUCGCAUUUAUAGUUAUGUAUGGAGUCGGACCGAGAUAACUUUAUAUAAGUGCGACUAUAUGAAUACUAAUAGGACUUACGGCGCGAUUCGGGAAAUGAAUUAGAGAUGCACUAGAUAUGAAACAGUAAAGAAAUGUGACGUUCCACGGCAAAAGGUACCAUUGCCCCGGCUAAAUAUUCGAGCGGCGUUAAUAAUAGCGCAAGCUCCAGCCGCCAUAAAGGUACCUUUUGGCGUGGAACGUCACACAUCUUUACUAUUUCAUAUCUAGUGAAUGUCUGAUUCAUUUCCCGAAUCGCGCCGUUAGAUAAAUGAUGCCAAAUUGAUUCAAGCGAUGUUUGAAUCUUUAUCCCUUAUCAUUGUUUUCGUUUGGUUGCAUUCAGUGGCGGAUUUCCCAUAAGGCACAGUAGGCCCAGGCCUAGGGCGGCGAGAUAUUAGUGGCGGCAAAUUGAGAAAAAAAAAUCACUGAUGAUAACAAAAAAUAACUCAAAAUUAGGCCAGGCAACGAAUUCUCAAAUAAAGGUAAUAUAUCUUUUCGUUGCCUGAUCUAAAUGUAGUCAAUAUGAUGGGUGCUGAUGCUGAGAAAGGGGCGGCUACAAGGCUUGGGGCCUAGGGCGGCAAAGACUGUAAAUCCGCCACUGGUUGCAUUGGUUACAGUAAUUCAUAAUAUUGUUCAAAUGUACGGCGAUACCAAUAAAAUAGGAAAAGGUGAAUAAAUAAUUAUCAAUUGUU